This is a messenger RNA of Alternaria novae-zelandiae, 1668 nucleotides long. RefSeq lists its product as uncharacterized. Bases 1 to 1668 code for a protein of 555 amino acids. Gene Ontology annotation, molecular function: tRNA dihydrouridine synthase activity; flavin adenine dinucleotide binding. The record is from RefSeq and is a predicted model, not a curated record. Lineage: Eukaryota; Fungi; Ascomycota; Dothideomycetes; Pleosporales; Pleosporaceae. Gene Ontology annotation, biological process: tRNA processing. The transcript has 2 exons.
AUGAGAGCAUGGCGACUACUCUCGCGCUCAUUCCUCCCCGAAUCUCAGCAAAAAGACCUCCUAGCAUACACCCCAAUGUUCCACUCGAAGAUGUUCGGCGAAAAGAGCAACUACCGCGAUGCGCACUUCCAACCCCUCAAAUCGACUAUCCCCUCCCCCAGCGACGAAUACCACCUCUCACAACUACCCGAGUCGGACAGACAUCUCGACGGCAACCCAGCGUUCGACAGACCCCUCACCGUACAAUUCUGCUCAAACGACCCCGAGGACUUUCUGCGCGCGGCGAAACACGUUGCGCCCUUUUGCGAUGCGGUUGAUCUGAAUCUGGGAUGUCCACAAGGAAUCGCGAAGAGAGGGAAAUACGGCGCAUUCCUGCAGGAAGACUGGGAUCUGAUAUCGAGGAUGAUACGCAAACUACACGAGGAACUGGAUGUCCCAGUCACAGCGAAGAUGCGUGUCCUUGAGACACCGGAGAAAACUCUCGCAUAUGCAAAAACACUAUUAGACGCUGGCGCAAGCAUCAUCACAGUGCACGGCCGCCGUCGAGAACAAAAAGGUCACAACACCGGCCUCGCAGACUGGAAGAUGAUCCGCCACCUACGGGAGAACCUUCCUAGAGAAACCGUCAUAUUCGCCAACGGCAACAUACUCCAACACGAAGACAUCGCCGCGUGUCUGGAAGCCACAGGCGCAGACGGCGUCAUGAGCGCAGAAGGAAACCUGUACGACCCUACUAUCUUCGCCGCGCCACCGCCACCCGGCCAGGAAGGACGGGAGUACUGGCGCGGUCGCGAUGGUAAGGGUGGAUACAGGAUGGACGCAGUAAUGAGACGGUACAUGGACAUCAUCCAUAAAUACGCACUCGGUCAAGACCCGCCACAACGGAAACCGCUCUGGAUGCCCGGCGAUCCUGAGACCGAAGACCCAUCAAAACAACCGGAAGAAACAGCAGAAACAGCCCAUUCAAACUCGAACACAGACGCAGCAGAAAACGGCAAACGCCCCGCCUCUCAAGGCGAAAGCCCGCCAAAGAAGAAACAAAAACCCUUGUCUAAAGCCGCAAAGAAGAAGGAGGCUAGCAACCCCAAUCUCACAGCCAUGCAAGCCCAUCUCUUUCACCUAUUGCGUCCGCUUGUGUCUCAACACCACAACGUACGCGACGCGCUUGCACGAUCACGGACGGGCGAUAUUGAGGCGUUUGAGAAUGUGUUGAGGCUUGUUGAGGAGGCGGUUAAGGAGGGGAUUAUGGGGUAUGAGGAGGAGCACGCUAACGACGCUGUCACAGGAGCCCAAGAUGUGAAGGAAGAGGGGAAGGUGGAUGGCAAGGACGCAAAAGAGGAGGAGCAGGUGGAAUUAGAUCCGUAUGAGAGUUCUCUUGCGACUGUUGCAAGGGUUAAGAGGCCGUAUUGGGUGUGUCAGCCGUAUGUUAGACCACUGCCGAAGGAGGCGUUGGAGAAGGGGAGUAUGACUGUUAGUAAGAAGGAGAGGAAGAGGGCGGAGGAGGAGAUAGAGAGGAGGAAGAAAGAGGAGGGGUUGGAGAAGAGUGUGGGGUUGGUGCCUGGGGGGCGGGUUGAGGAGAAGGUUGUUAGUGAGGAGGGUGGAGACAAGAAUGGGGAGGGAGAGAAGGAGGUUGUGGAGGAGCCGCGGGAUGGGAUGGUGUGCGGCUAA